UGGUCAAAUUAUUUAUAGUCAGAAAACCUGCGCUGAAGAACUGAAUGUAGAAGAACGUCUAAAAUCAUUUAUAAAUUUCGUCUCAACACAAUCAGAUGUCCGUACACGUAUUGAAUUGCUAUGACAACAAAGUAAUUGCCAAUGUUCUAUCGGAGAUUGCCCUGUAGUUGAUGGUAUUGUUUCAACUAUUUGAACUCCUGCGUAUGCCUGAUUGCCAUCACAGCUCAAAUAAAUAUCAGAUCCUGUUUCUAAAGCAGUAAACUCUGUGCUUUCGCAACGUUCUUCACCGUCAGAUUUCCAAAGAUCAUUAUUGAAUGCUUGACAACCAAAUUUAUAAAAACGUUCAGAGCCAUCAAAUGCUGAACUAAACCGAGAAAGGAAAUGCCCUUCUGGACACUGUACACGUGUGGAGGUGCCAAUACCAAAUGUUGGAGUUACAAGUCGCCCUUAUUUUUGUCACAGCAUUUUCCUGCUUUUCUGUUCAAUAUAAACUACUUUAUAUUUUACCUUUUGUGGAUGAUGGAAUCUACACCAUAUUAUAAAGAAAAAGCUUGUCAGUUGCUCUGCUUAGUCUUUUUGUCGAUCCGGUCAUUCAAUCCUUAUUUAACAACAAAGUGCCCUUACAAUUCUUCGAUUUAUCCAAUCAAUUUUCUAUACUACUCCUUUUUGGUGGUUGUGACAAUUGCCCCAUAUAACAACACGCGCAACAACAAUAUGUAUAUAUUCGCGCAACAACAAUCUACGCAAUAUUUGGAGUUAUGCUUACCAUAG
Molecule: messenger RNA, 771 nt
Organism: Meloidogyne enterolobii
Lineage: Eukaryota; Metazoa; Nematoda; Chromadorea; Rhabditida; Meloidogynidae
Source: the annotation of a GenBank genome assembly